CGUGAUAAAUUAUCUGAUUCGCACCCAAUUUGUCACAAGUUCUACUUACAAGAGUGCGCCUGACUUUUAUGUCUUGUCUCCUAUGUAUGAGAAGUUCUUGAUGGAUAAUUACUUAUCGGGUUUAACUAAUGUUAGCUGGUUAGUAACAGAUGUUCAACCCGUUAACCGAUUAAUUGAUUAAGGUCAACAACCCAAAAUGGAAAGUGGCUCUUUAGUCUUUAAUUAGUGGAAUGCCUAAUUUGUAUGAUAUAAUUUUUUUGGGUCUUAAUGUAUGAUAUAAAUUGAUAAUUUACAUAAUGUUGUAAACUUGUAAUAAUAAAUCACUAAAGGAAAGUCGCGGCAAUUAAUUCCAAUUUUUUUGUUCUUAAUUUUGAUUACACGCCAAAUCACCAACCAGCCAAUCACCAACGUCCACCUCUUUUCCGUACUUAAUACUUUUCCCACGACGGGAGUAGGAGGGCGACAGCGACGCCGUUUCCCAAUGCGCGUGUUUCCCACGGUUCAGAUCGCGAGUGGAGUAGCGCCUACUGCCUCUGGGCCGGCAUCUCCCGCGGACCCGGGUCAUUCUCGGGUCGCGACUCCGUGUGUCUCAGCCUCCGUCCUAUUUUCUUCUUACAAUCCAGCCCUUCUUUUUAGAGAGAGAAAACAAAGCAGCAAAGAGAGGAGAGCGAGCGGGCGAGAAUCUAGAGCGAGAAAACGAGAGUGAAGUCUCAGCAGGCUCUAAGCUGAUCCUUUCCCCAAACCACAGAUCGAUCAUGGCGGCCACCAGUGAACGAGACAGCUGCGUCUACACAGCGAAGCUCGCUGAGCAAGCUGAGCGCUACGAAGGUACGCUGAUUGAUUCUUCUCCCUUCUCGUUCCAUCUUUUCUCUCUCAACUCGUCCGUAUUCCUGUUUGGUUGCUGAUAAAAAUUCGAGGAAGUGGAAGUAUGACGACUGGAUAGUACUGGAUAUUUUGAUUCCGCGUCGGGAUCGUUUCGUUGUUCUGUACUCCCGUUCUUGUAGGACUGAGAUUUAGAGGAAAUGAAGUAGCAGUAUGAUUCUUGAGUUCUUCCUCGAGAUUCUUGACCACUUUGUUACCUUUCGUUCGUACAGUCUGAAUAAUGCUGGAUCGCUUCUCUUUCUGAUCGUAUAGCUCUUUAGAUAUGGUAGUUAUCGUGAAUGAGCGAUUGUUCACUUCGGUAUGAUUGCAUAUGGAGGAAUCGGGUGAACUAAUAAGGCGUUUGACAAGAAGUGACUCCGUUCGAUUUUUAUUGUCCUGAUUCGUUGUUAAAAGUUUGGGCAAUCGAAUUAGGCAUUGAACCUAGGGUUUUGACUUUCUAACGAGUACUGUUUUUGUGUCUGCUCUUGAUCUCUGUAGAAAUGGUGGACGCUAUGAAGAAAUUGGCCUCUCUGAACGUAGAGCUGACUGUUGAGGAGAGGAACCUACUCUCCGUUGGAUACAAGAAUGUGAUUGGUGCUAGGAGAGCAUCGUGGAGGAUACUGUCGUCCAUUGAACAAAAGGAGGAAGGGAAAGGGAAUGAGCAGAAUGUGAAGCGGAUCAAAGGGUACAGGCAGAAGGUGGAGUCUGAGCUGUCUGACAUUUGUACCGAUGUGAUGACUGUGAUUGAUGAACAUCUGAUUCCUUCUUGCUCUGGUGCAGAAUCAACUGUCUUUUUCUACAAGAUGUGAGUUUCCUUUUAAAUCCGCCUGGGAUGUUUUUUCCAUUCGUUGAUCAUCAAAGGCUUCUUUCUCUUGUCUGAAAAUUAAGUGUUACUUCUUUGCGUGGUUGAAUAUAAUGUUCACUUGUUC
This is a messenger RNA of Linum trigynum, 1790 nucleotides long. The record is from the annotation of a GenBank genome assembly. NCBI's taxonomy places the organism in Eukaryota, Viridiplantae, Streptophyta, Magnoliopsida, Malpighiales, Linaceae.